AUGGUACUCGGCCUCGCCUUAAUGGGCGCCAUGGCCCCAGCAAUGAUAAACAUGGACCAAGGCUCCAAGGACCCUGAAGCCAGACGCCAACACGCGAAGAGACAACGAGGCCAUCUCCUCACAGAAUGUUACACAAACGAAGAAACGGCGGAACAGCGAGACCAAGUGCACAAUGGACGGGUAUAUCUCGACGAAGAUGGAAAGUUGUACGUAACCAAGCACGCGACCCCAACAAUGACUCCCUUCGACGGUCACUUCUAUACGCACCCCGACUUCCCGCCAGAUAAUAAAUCCGGACUGAUUACGUUAAGCGGGGAGACGCCGCCUCUCGCUCGUUGGGUGUUUCUAGAUGCCGAGACGAAUGAGAUGCGCUUUGGAGGGAAAGGGGAUACACAGGGCCAUAUCUGUGGGCCGUUUGAUCUACUCGAUGUCGAGAGUGGAUACGUUACGCUGGAACGACGGCAAAGAUGGCUGGCUGUGAAGUUGCCGGAACAGCAAGCCCGAGAGAAGGAGGCAUUGGAGCUGGGGAUUGCUGGGUCUGAAGGUGGAGUAGGAGGGUCGUGGACGUUGUACUUUGAUCGGGACGAGUAUGUGCUGCCGGAGGGGACGCAGUGGGUGAAGCUUCGUUUAAUGCAUGUUCCAGCGGGGAGGUAG
Messenger RNA from Aspergillus pseudoviridinutans, 654 nucleotides. RefSeq lists its product as uncharacterized. The transcript is spliced from 2 exons. NCBI's taxonomy places the organism in Eukaryota, Fungi, Ascomycota, Eurotiomycetes, Eurotiales, Aspergillaceae. Bases 1 to 654 code for a protein of 217 amino acids. The record is from RefSeq and is a predicted model, not a curated record.